UGCUUCCAUGGAUUUCAUGACGGCUAGCAUGUUGCAAAAUAUGGCCUACUAAGCACCUUGGUCGUAUCUGUCAGUCAUCAUUUUCCAAUCCACUGUAGAGCUGAAUCGAAGCCCAUUCGAACAGGAAAAUGUGCACGAAAGAUUGCUACAAAGUGUUCGGGUACUUUCUGGGCUUUAUGUGGAUCGUUACGGCGUUUUACUAUACGAUGGAAACGAUUGAACUAUUGAAGCUGAUGCGACUGCAGUGCACCAAAGAAGACCGAAACGAAACCUUCAGAAUUCUGUUCGACGACGAGCUGGUGGACAAUGUUUGCAGCUUCUAUGGACGGCUUGAUGACUUCAUGCCGUAUCAUAUAAUUACAACUUUGAUCAAGAUGGUUCCCGGAAUACUAUUAAUCGUGGGAAUUUUCAAGAGUAACAUAACGUUGAUAAAGGUGUUUAUUGCCUACGCACUUCUCGAGGAAAUCUUCUUUGUUACUGUGUUUUCAAAAAUAUUCACUCUAAUCAAUACGGAAGGCAAGAAGAGUUCAUGGAUUUUCUGGAUUUUGGUGUUUUCUUGUGCGAAAUUGAUACUUGGCAUUUGGAUAAUCCUUGGAGUGUACGCAGCCAUCGACAGCAGUAGGAAAGUGAUUCACAGGGUGAUGUGAAGGAUUUCGGAUACCGGAAAAGCUUCAUGGCCUUUAAUUUAAAUCUUUGGAAAGACGUUAUAAUAAUUGAUUUAUUUGCAUAUAAAUACAAAUUAACAACUAAUGUGUUAACAAUAUUGCAA
This is a messenger RNA of Aedes aegypti (yellow fever mosquito), 769 nucleotides long. RefSeq lists its product as uncharacterized. NCBI's taxonomy places the organism in Eukaryota, Metazoa, Arthropoda, Insecta, Diptera, Culicidae. The coding region runs from base 129 to 647 and encodes 172 amino acids. The transcript is spliced from 4 exons. The record is from RefSeq and is a predicted model, not a curated record.